AAAAGAGCGACACAUUCUAAUUUAUUUUAUUCUGAUUAAAAAAAAACAUUUUUUAUUUCGUCAGGUGUUUUUCAUGUCUUCUUCUUAAAUCAUAAAGCUGAUUUUUUAGAGAAAACAAAUUUGAUGUCCUUCAAAGGCCUUGUGGGUUGGUCACGUGAUACCAGUGUUUCGUUGAUCCCGCCAGAAAAUGUGGCUGCCAGCCUCAAAGAAAACAGAGAAAAUGGCGAAUACGGGACCAGGAACCAGGUAGAAACACCAUUAUCGAACCUGUGUGAUUCCACCAAACACCAAGCGGCGAAAUAUCUGCAUAAAUGAAGCGUGGACGCGGUAGACCACCAAAAAAUCCUGUGUCAACUUCAAAGUUACUAAACAGCGAGCAACGCGGAAGCCAAAAUGGCCGCCCGAGCCCCAAAGUCGAUUCCCCCCAAGGUCCUAAGACGCGGGGACUGGCCCGUUCAACGCCACGAAAGACGUACUUUGAAGGGCUGCCAUCUAGUGACAGUGAUACAGACUCUGAUUCAAGCUAUGAAUCAACUGUAUCGACUAUUUCUAGCGUUUCUAGUUAUAGAACACCUCGAGUGAUACCUAUGCGAACGGUGACUCCACUUCGGCUGCCCCCAUCAUCGGAUGAUCUUCUUCUGCCUGAUAAUGAAGUGAUCAAAGCCCUGGGUAUUUACGAGGUGCUUAGGCAGUUUGGCCGUGUUUUGAGGCUUUCUCCGUUUAGAUUUGAGGACUUUUGCGCAGCGAUUGCAUCUGAAGAACAGUCCUCUUUGCUCUCCGAAGUUCACCUGUCUCUGUUCAAAGCUCUCCUUCUAGAAGACGAAACGAAUGGUUUAACUUUUACUGCAAGCGACGAAAAAGACAGCUUCAACAUUUUUGUUCAUGAAUUAGAUGGUUUUACAUGGCCUGAGCAUAUAAGAAGUUACAUAAACUCUGAUAAGUUAGAAUUCGCCGAUUUGGAAUCCAUCGUUCGCGGUCGAAGCGAAGAUAAUCCGUAUCCCUUUGCUUCGAUCGAAGAUCGCCUUACUUUAUUGCAACGUCUCUCGGACCUUUUCCUAUCCUCUAACUCUAUUCGCGAGGAAAUUAUCAACGAAGGGAUGCUAGAAUCGGAAGAUCAUUGCCGUAGCUGUGGUAAAAUGGGAGAUCUGUUGUGUUGCGAGAUUUGUCCCGGUGUGUACCACCUUCAAUGUUUAAAACCUCCGCUAGAACAAGUCCCGACAGGUGAUUGGCUGUGCCCUGUUUGUGAGGCACAUCAAGUAAAAGGAGUGACAGACUGUCAUUUAGAGUGGACCAAGGAUGGAUGGCUGAGGAAUGCCCCUUUGGGAAUGGACAGAGAAGGGAGAAAGUAUUGGUUUCUAUCCCGGCGUCUGUUUGUGGAAGGUGAACAAGAUUCAUUAUACUUCAGCAGUAAGGCACACCUAGAUGACCUGAUUCGCUACCUGGUCGCUGAUGGCCAGGAAAGAAAACUUUUGGCAGGCAUUCGCAGCAAGUACAAUGAGAUUACCAAGCAGAUGGCUAUCACAGAAGCCCUGGUGGAUGCUGUUAGAGGUGACAAAAAAUCUGGGUUAUUAGCCAGGAGAAAGCAAGUGAGCAAAGAAGAUGCAAAACCAGAUGAAGAUGGGGAUUCUACCAAGCAAGAUGACAAGGCUGCACUAGAUGUCAAUUCUACACUAGAUAGCAAGGCUAUAGCUUCUACUGAUGUCAAGACAGAAAGCGCUGAUACACCAAGCAAAUCAGUCUCUCUCACUUUCAUCUCUGAUGCAGCGGUCCCCAAGCUCUUCACGGCUCCACCUGUGGAUAAGAAGCCAGAAGAACAGGAUAUCGAAGAAAGCAAAAGAGCAGCACAGAACCAAGAGUCUAACAAUGAUGGAGAUGGGUUGAAAGAAACAAACCCCUCAGUUGAUCUAAAAAAGGACUCUGGUUGUCCACUCAAGCAAGAUGAAAAUGUUAAACUUUCAGGGUCUGAAGCGCACCAGGGCAAGAAGGAGUGUGCUUCUUCCCCAACAAUGAAACCAAGCCAGCAAGUGAAAAUAGUGCUGAGUAAGGUUGACUCCAUAGAUGGACCCAAAGUGUUGGUCAGUUUGGCCCACAAAGAUACCAAAAUGGAGAAUAUGGACUGUGACAGUAGAAGCCAUCCCACAGAAACUUUUGAAGAGGGGGGUUUGGGUACCCCUGAUGUUAACAUGAAGGUCGAGCAAGGAACAACGCUGGUUGUGAGCAAAAAGCAAGACACAACAGAAGAUAAUGAUGCUUCCAAUGAGUCCUCAAGUCAUGCGACAAGAGCCUGCUGUCUGAAUUUUGAGCCCCAAGGUGGGGAAACGCCCAAAACAACCGACCACAAGCAAGAUGUGGAUGCUACAAGUGUUUUCAAAAAGACCAAGGAGGAAUUAGUCCCAAUGGAAAUCCCAACUGGACCCUUCUUCAGACUUGGCGAGGAGCGCAAUUUUACUCUUUAUGUGAACCAGUUCUCGAUCAACCCUCAGGCAUUGAACAAGCACCAACAUGGGGAGUAUAGAGAGCGCAAAAGGGCGGUCAAUAAUAAGUUUUGCACUACCUCCAUGGAGUUCAAAUGGACACACGAAAUAUUUGGUAGCAAAGAGGUCAUCUUGAACACUCUUCGUAGCACCAUAGUGAGUCUAGAAAAUAACAUCCCCACUGCAUUUAUGCAUCCUGUGUGGCCUCUGCAGAGAUCGACAUGGGUGAGAGCAGUACACAUCUCUGAGAAACCACUGGAGUUUGCCGCGGCUUUGUCUUUCCUGGAAACACUGAUAAAGCCAGUGUGUUUUAUACCAGCGUGGACAGAAGCUCAUGGACAUACAGGAAUGCACCGUGCACUCGUCGAAACCAAAGCAGAAAAGGCACAGAAGAAGAGGGAUCAUAAAGAUGAGGAGGAGGAGGUGGAAAUUAAAGAGGAAAAAGUGUUUGUGAACUAUUCCUGGAUUCCUACACACACUGUGUGGAAGCAGAAAGGUGAAGAAUAUCGCAUCUUUGGCAAUGGUGGAUGGACCUGGUGUAGCGACAUGCAGAGCCGGAAACGGAAGCGUUUUCUUACCAAGGAUAAGAAUGACUUUGAGAGCAAAAAGCGUAAGCUAACACAUGUUGUAGAUGGCAUUAAUACCAAGAAGGAACUUCGUAAGAAACAAGAAGAUAUGAAAAGGGCCCUUGCUGCUGCUAAGAUAGUGAAAACAGAAAGGGUAAAUGUUGCAAAAGGGGUUACACAAGGGAUGCCUGUCACAAAAGGAAGAGUUGUCACGCAAGGGAUGCCUAUCACACCAGGAAGAGUUGUCACACAAGGAAAAGUUGUUACACAAGGGAUGCCUGUCACACCAGGAAGAGUUGUCACGCAAGGAAUGCCUGUCACGCCAGGAAGAAUUGUCACGCAAGGAAUACCUGUUACGCGAGGAAGAGUUGUCACACAAGGAACAGUGGUCACAAAAGGUAUGCCGGUCACACCAGAAAGAGUUUCCUUGCAAGGAACAGUGGUCACGCAAGGAAUACCUGUAACACCAGAGAGAGUUGUCACGCAAGGAACAGCUGUCACUCAAGGGAUACCUGUCACGCCAGGAAGAGUUGUCAUGCAAGGAAUGUCUGUCACACAAAGGUUACCCAUUACGCAGACUGCUGUAACACAAGGCACACUAAUGCAAAGAACUCAAGUAACGCAAGGAAUUUCCAUACAAAACACAGUGUUAAUGCGAGAAGCACCAGUUUUACCAACACCUACUGUGUCUGCGCAAUCUUGUCCACAAAAAAUAAUACCAACAACUAAAUUCCCACCUUAUGUCCCUCGGGCUGAGCGGCAAACUGUCACUACUGCUGUGCCUGUGGUAGCUAGGGACCCUGUCUCACCGGCAGUCACACAACGGCCAAUCACAACUAUGUCCACUGCAGUUGUCACACAACACCCUGCUUCAACUAUCACAACACCUGCUGUCACACAACACCCUGCUUCAACUAUCACAACACCUGCUGUCACACAACACCCUGCUUCAACUAUCACAACACCUGCUGUCACACAACACCCUGCUUCAACUAUCACAACACCUGCUGUCACACAACAUCCUGCUUCAACUAUCACAACACCUGCUGUCACACAACACCCUGCUUCAACUAUCACAACACCUGCUGUCACACAACAUCCUGCUUCAACUAUUACAGUGCCAGUUGUCACACAGCCAAAAGUAACAACUUUUACCGAGGUAGCUGUCACAAAACAACCUACCUUAGUUGCCACUAUGCCAGUUAACACACAAGCAGUUGUCGCAAAUAUGGUCACGCAACCUCAUGGUACGACUAUAGUCACACCAGCUGUCGCAAAUAUGGUCACGCAACCCCAUGGUACGACUAUAGUCACACCAGUUGUCACACAGUCAGCUGUGGCAACAAAAGAACCUGCCAGAAGAACAAUUACGCCAGUUGAUAAACAGUCCCCAGUGACGACUAUUGUCACCCCAGCGGUUCCAGAGGCUUCUUUUGCCAUCUCUAAGGUAACAAAUACAAAACUACCUAACGAAACAUCAACUGGGCUUCUGCUACCCCACAAUAUUACAGCUGAAGAAUCAUCUGCAAAGAAAACUUUUAACUUAUUGCAAAUACCUGUUCAAUCCGAACCUGUUGGCCGUGAACCACUUAAACAAAAUGCUGAUGCUAACAUACCUUUGACAAAUAGUACAUCUGAAAAUAUUACAAGGUCAGACACAAACCCUGCCUUAGAGAUCACCCAAGCAGUGCCAGAUUCUGUAUGUGGUAAGAGCUUUGAAGGAAAAUCCGAAAUAAAAGAAAAAGUCGAAGAGAGCAAUGCCAAAGUUACAUCUUCCCAAGUGAUGGAUACUAAUAUCAUCAAGGGUACAAGCCCCGCAGGACACCUAGAGAGUAAACUUCCAGGAAAUGCCAACAGUUCAGAAAGUCUAGAUGAAGAUCAGUUGCCUGCUGGGUCAGUGAGUGAUCAGGAAAAUCGUGAAGGGACCACAGAACAAGAUGCAUCUAGGGAGACUACUCCAAGACAGAGAGGAGAAAGUGGAGUUUCUCUUGUAUCGAAAACCUCAUCAUUGACUGAGGAAUCAGAACUACCUUGCAAAGGCAGCAGUGUUGAAAAGAUUGACCAUGUUGCCACUCCGAUGGAAGUCUCUUGCAUUCCUAACACUGAGCUUUCAGAGAAGGAGUCCCAUGAAAGAUUUUCCUCUCUAGAAGACGAUGGUUGGGUGGUUAUUGAUGGCACAGAAGUGCAGGAAACUGGGUUGGAGGAAGGGAAUGUGAUGAGCAAGGACACUAAAGGGGAAUUUGCAAGCGCACUGUGUAUUGACUCUAAUGAUAAUUCUGGCAAAGUAUUCCCUGUUAAGGGUCCAUUGAUGGACUCUAACGAGAAGGUCUCUUCGAAUGAUUGUGGUGCAAAGACAAUUCUUAAUCAUAUACCUGAUAGGAAUGGUCCUUCCAAAACUAUGGCCAUCAGUCCAGAUAGCUCAAACACUGUCUUCGCUAAAGAGAACAAAGAUGGACCACAGAACUCCAAAAGGAUGGAUAUAGAACAAGAAGCUAUGGAGAUUGAUGAGGAUACUUCAUUACAAAGAAAUGUGUCGGACUUUUUCGAAAAGUCCUUUGAGGAGAUAAGAUGCGAACGGAAACGUGCUAGAGACUCGCUUUUAGUAGAAGAUGUACAAAGUGUUUUGGGAAAUUCGGUAAAACCAAGAAAUUUGGAAGACAAUUCCGAGAAAAUCGAGGAAGUGAGGUUGAAGCCAAUAGCGACUAAACAAGAACAGUCUGUAGCUGUCGCUGUUGCUUCCUCUGCUUCAUUUCGAGCACAAACCGUAGCUCCUAUUACUCAACCAGCAUUGUCUUCCCCCCUAGUGGCUCAAUCUGCACCCCCCAAUUCUCAAGCAGCCCUGCCAGUAGCUCCUGUUAUUCCACCAGCACAGUCUACAACUCAAGCAUCACAGCCAGUGUCUGGCGGUGUGCAACUGGCUCCUUCUGCGGCCUCUUCUACUCAAGUGACGCGUUCUGUGGCCUCUUCUACUCACGUAACGCCUUCUGUAGCCUCUUCCACUCAAGCGGCACCUUCUGUGACCCUGUCUACUGAAGUGACGACUUCUGUGACCUCGUCUACUCAAGUAACGCCUUCUGUAGCCUCUUCCACUCAAGCGGCGACUUCUGUGACCACGUCCACUCAAGGGAUGCCUUCUGUGGCCCCGUCUACUCAAAUGACGCCUUCUGUGGCCUCCUCUACACAAGUAACGCCUUCUGUAGCCUCUUCCACUCAAGCGGCACCUUCUGUGACCCCGUCUACUCAAAUGACGCCUUCUGUGACCCCGUCUACCCAAGCUGCGCCUUCUGUGGCCUCUUCAACUCAAGUGGCGCCCUCUAUGGCCCCAUCUACCCAAACGGGGCAUUCUGUGACCCCGUCUUCUCAAGCGGGACCUUCUGCGGCCUCUUGUUCUCAAGUGGCACAAUCCAUUGUAGCUACUGCUCCUCCAAAACCAACGGUGGCUUCUACAACUUAUCAGGCACCUUCCACAACCACUACUACUCACCCAUCACAGCAGACGACCAUUUCCCUGGUACCAGCACAGUCUUCUCCUCUAGCUGCCCUUGCUACACAGACAACGCAGUCAGUGCCCCAUACCAUGGGAAACCCCACAACACCCAGACCACCCUCUUGUUUAACACAACAGACUUCUACCCUUACUUCUACCCCUGCAAAGCCUGCUGUUUCACAAUCCAUAAAAAUUGCAAGGCUGCAGAACCCAGGGAUUGUUACUGCGUCAUUGGCAUUGAAGCCAAGACAGGUGCAGCCUAUAUCUACCACGAAGUAUGUCCCCAUAGGCCCCAAACCCAUCCUACCAAACCCAUCAGGACCGCAAGUGCCGUUAGGCGGUAACGUAGUGCGCCUGAGCACUCCUCUAAUAACUACUUCAGGUGGUGCAACCCCCGUUGGCAACAUCGCCGCCUUGGUGGCAAGCAUUCCUGGAAACAUGGUUACUAAUGUCACCGGUAAUGUGGUUGUUCCUGGCCAAACCCAGCUAAUUCGGAUUGUUACCCCGUCGGGCCAGACAUUUACUGUCCAGGGCACCAUACAGGGGGGGCCUGGGGCGACUAGUGGUGGCACCAGUAUAAGAGUCCCUGUGUCCAUCAAGACAAGCUUGGGCCUCACCCAACAACAGGGGGUGCGGCCCAUAGCUGUCGCGCCCAAGACAGUGGGGGCUAGCACGCCCAAAACAGCUGUAUCCAUGACACGGCUGGUGCAGUCUUCAACAAGUACUCCAAGCAAGUUGCCGCCGAAGCAAGAGAAGUACCCGAUGGUGGAACCGCUGGUUCGAGACCCCCGCAAACUCCUUGACAAUCGCAUAGCUAAGUGGCGCCGCAACCGACAUUCCGUGAAGAGCGUGUUCCGCCUCUCCAAGCGAGACCUACGGGUACUGGGGCGACGCGCGGGUAUGCGUGAAGUCCAGCAGUUCAUGUAUACAUCCCGCGGGACUGGAAUCACGUGGCCAGCCUCGUUUCCAAGACCAUCGUUUAAGGUCGCAUGGAGAUACAGGACUCAGAGUCUUCAGACACUGGCCGGGGCGGGGCUUCAGCUGAGGAUCCUCCACGCGUGCCUCAAAUGGGAUGAAAUUAACGUGCGACCACCACGUUCCAACAGCACGACUAUUAGCACAAGCACUGGAACCACCACCACCGAGAUAGUAGACCAUCGCUACGUAUCUCCGGACGGCCUUCAAAUGGAGUUCCUGGUCCGUAAGACGAUCAGAACCCUGCGAAAACCAGUAAGCGAAAUUCCACGGUCCCCACCCCCCACAACAAGCAAGCGUGGUCGGACGCUCAGACCGAAGAUCACACUCAACCCUGAGUUCAGCGAUGACGAGGAGGAGAUGGAACCGGUCAACAUGGGACCAAAGGUCUUCCAGACCUGGUGCCCGGAGGAAAAGCUAGAAUUGUGGGAGAUUCGUCAGUACCAGGAACGCCGUGAGCGUGAGAAGGCCUUAGAGCAAGAAAAGAAACUACAGGAGGAGGCAAUGAAACGUGCGGCGGAAAUGAGAGCAGCGGCUGUGCAGAAGCGGGAACAAGAGCAACAGGUGAAGCAACAACAGCGCCUCCUCAAAAUGAACCAAAAGAAGGUGCAAAAUGCCAUCAAGACGCAACGUAAAGUCGCCGCCACCACUGUCACACACGCAAUGGUCAACCCAGCCUACAAGUCGCUCAUCUCGAGCCCAACCCUUGCCUCGCCACAAGUCGUGUCAGCGUUACGUCAGACGGCCCCUAAGCAACAGCCAGUUGUGGUGCGGACUCUUCAGCCGCAGACAGCGGUCAGCAGACCACAGGUGACCAUGAAACCUCCGGUCAUCAUGACGCCAUAUCAGCGGGCUCAGAUGCAGCCUGGGAUGACGCCACAGGCUUCAACUAUAAGAGUCCAAGGUGCUAAGACAGUCACCAAAACACCUCAGCGCAGCCGCAGCACACCCAAAAUGAAGCACUCGUCCAAGGAACAGCAGCAAGCGAAGCAGCAGAGUGCCAAGUCCAAAGGCAAGAAGACGAGCACAGGCGGCAAUGUGCCAAUCCUGAUGAACCGCAAGCUCAUGUCGCUAGAAUCAAGGCAGGACUUGAGUAGAAUCGCGAUCUGCAGGAAGGUCAUUGACUCCAUGCUCCACAAGAUUGAACGGAACGAGUCAACCGAGAAAGCGAAGGAACACAAACGGGAGGAAGAGAACCGAAAGAGAGAGAAAGCCAAGCUGAUGAGGCUAGACGGGCUCUUAUACAAACGAAAGGAAGCACUCCGAAAAGAGAUAAUGAAAAAGCGGCUGCUGCUCGAGAAAGAGCUGACAACAGAGUUGGUAAAAUCGAGCAAGGCCAAGGCCACCAGGGACGAGACCUCCCGCAAACGCCGCCACGAGGAAAGCCAGGGAGACCAGGUGGAACCUGUUGUUGAAAAGAGACCCAAGUGGAGCGAGGAUACCACGCUUUAUUGUAUUUGCAAGAAGCCUUAUGAUGCCACCAGGUUCUAUGUCGGUUGUGAUCUGUGCGCUAAUUGGUUUCAUGGUGCAUGUGUGAACAUUACGCCCGAGGAGGCUGCCGCGAUGGAUCACUGGUCGUGCAAGGAUUGCAAGCGGGAGCAACAAGAUGUGGAGCAGGAAGAGGUGUACUGCUUGUGCCGACAGCCCUACGACGAAACCAAGUUUUACGUCGGAUGCGACUCCUGUCAGGACUGGUUUCACGGCGCAUGCGUCGGAAUAUCUGAGAACGAGGCUGAUCAGCUCGAGUCCUACGUGUGUCCGCGAUGCAAGGAGAACCAAUCAAAACUCGCACUGCAGCCGCUGACCAACAGGGACCACGACUCACUCAAGCGCAUGCUUCGAUCACUACAGAGUCACAAGAUGGCGUGGCCCUUCCUUGAGCCUGUCAGUGGCCUGGACGUUCCCGGAUAUUAUGACGUCAUCAAAGAGCCCAUGGAUCUUUCUACCGUCGAAGACAAGAUCACAAGCAAAAAGUACGCUACGCUGGAGCAGUUUGUCAGUGAUGUCACGCGCAUUUUCGACAACUGCCGAUUCUUCAACGGCAAGGAUACGCCGUACUACCGCUGUGCAGAAGUACUGGAGGCGGUCUUUGUACAGAAGUUACGCGCUUGGAAAAGCAAAAAGUAAAGUCCCCGGAGGAUCAUACAGUAGAAGUAAAAUCUCCGGAUGAUCACACGGAAGAAGUAAAAGACCCGGAUAAACCGUUUUCUAUUGAAGUAAAACCAUUAGCCAUAUGUGUUACUGCUCCAGUAUAAUCUAUUUUUGUAUCUCACCUUCUUUAAUCCUGGUGGCAAAAAAGCGAUUUCUUUGUCAAGAUUACAUAAGUUCGCCACAUAAUUAUGGUACAAUUCCUUCAGCUUUAAUAAAAUGUGAUGUGAAAAUGUAAAAGAGAAUGCAAAAUUUACGAAUAGCGUCGUCACAUCCCAUCAUGGCUCGCGUAGUUUUACUGGAUUAGCAGAGACAUAGAAGUUUUAAUAUGGGUAGAGCCUUGUCAACGAUAAGGCAAUGAAAUAUUGCCGAACCCCCUCGUGGUGAAACCAAACAUGGUGCUCAAACAGGAUAGUAUUACUGAACCCAGCAAUUAAACCCAGAAGAUCUCUUCGAGAACAAGAAGUGUUGGACGAUAAAUAGGAAAACCUUCUGAUAAAAUCAAGCAGUGAACAUGAAAAAAAAAACGUGAAAAAAAAAGUGAUGAUAUGACUGUAAAUGUACAUUUGGUAAUUACAGAUUCCUAGAGCAAAUUUUAAAGUCCUAAAAACCGUGUCUCACAGAUGACGCUUGAAAACGUCCUGUAAUUACGCCGCGAGGAAAAGCGCGUGUCCGCCAUUGUGGUGGAAGACCUGUCUCAUCGCCCAUUGUACCCACGUUACACCGCAAAUGCAAAGGCGUGUUACAGUCAAACUAGUAAAACCGUGAACUGAGAAAAUAUGUAUGGAAUAUUUGUUUUGACCAAUCAUACGCAAGAUUUUCAAACAGUCAACUAGAAACAUGUCUUAGUAAGUCUCAGCGCCUGAAUUCUCGCUUGUGAUUUACCAGAAGACAAUACACAUUCUACACACAUUUUUGAUGUUCACGAUUUUACAGGUCGCGUGUAAUGGUACUUAUCUAUCUGUCUUAUUGUGAAAUAGUAUUUAUACUAAUGUAUAUUUAGCAAAUAAAACAAUUGUUGUAGAAUGUUUUAAUAAAAAUAUAACUAAAA
Molecule: messenger RNA, 10701 nt
Organism: Nematostella vectensis (starlet sea anemone)
Lineage: Eukaryota; Metazoa; Cnidaria; Anthozoa; Actiniaria; Edwardsiidae
Product: nucleosome-remodeling factor subunit BPTF
Exons: 17
Coding region: 312-9629 (3105 amino acids)
Biological process (GO): regulation of transcription by RNA polymerase II
Cellular component (GO): NURF complex
Molecular function (GO): RNA polymerase II cis-regulatory region sequence-specific DNA binding
Source: RefSeq, a predicted model, not a curated record